Messenger RNA from Lathyrus oleraceus (garden pea), 1785 nucleotides. Its product is annotated as probable aspartyl protease At4g16563. The record is from RefSeq and is a predicted model, not a curated record. NCBI's taxonomy places the organism in Eukaryota, Viridiplantae, Streptophyta, Magnoliopsida, Fabales, Fabaceae. Gene Ontology annotation, molecular function: aspartic-type endopeptidase activity. Gene Ontology annotation, cellular component: extracellular region. The transcript has a single exon. Bases 12 to 1562 code for a protein of 516 amino acids. Gene Ontology annotation, biological process: proteolysis.
GCUUCUUCCUAAUGCUAACCAAAACUAAUACUAAUGCAUUUAUAAACAAGCCACCGAAACAGAAAUAUCCCACAACUCAUUUCUUUCUAUCUUUCACUUUUCCACAAAACACAAACAAGAUUACAACACCAUUUCCAAUGGCUUAUCCUUACAUUCUCUAUUCCCUCUCUCUUCUCUCUCUCUUCACAUUCUCAUUCUCAUCCUCAAACCCAAACCCAAACACCAUUACUCUUCCACUUUCCCCACUAUUCACAAAAUCCCAAUCCUCAGAUCUAAUCAACUCCCUCAAAACCGCCGCUACAUCUUCCCUAACAAGAGCCCACCACCUCAAAACCCAAAACCCGAAUCACAAGCAACCAUCAUCUUCCCAUACCAACACACAAAUUUACCCCAAAAGCUACGGCGGUUACUCAAUCAACCUCAACUUCGGAACACCGCCGCAAACCUUGUCUUUCAUCUUAGACACAGGUAGCAGCCUCGUAUGGUUCCCGUGUUCCUCUCACUACCUCUGUUCCAAUUGCAACUUCCCAAACAUCAACCCGACAAAAAUCCCUUCCUUCAUUCCCAGAAACUCAUCCACCUCGAAAAUCCUCGGUUGCACAAAUUCCAAAUGCGGUUACAUUUUCGGACCAGACAUUAAAUCUCGUUGCAGAGGUUGUAAUCCACAAUCUCAAAACUGUAGCAACAUCACUUGUCCUGCUUAUAUAAUCCAAUACGGUUUAGGCUCAACAGCUGGUUUUUUACUAUUGGAUAAUCUAGAUUUCCCCGGGAAAAAAACAGUAGAAAAUUUUCUCGUAGGUUGUUCCAUUUUAUCUACCCGACAACCCUCCGGUAUCGCCGGAUUCGGUCGAGGAGAAGAUUCUCUUCCGUCGCAAAUGGGACUUAAAAGAUUCUCUUAUUGCUUACUUUCUCACCAAUUCGACGACUCGUCGGAAAAUAGUAAUCUCGUUUUGCAGGUUUCUUCCACCGGCGAUGGAAAAACAAGUGGCUUAAGCUACACGCCGUUUCGGAAAAACCCGUCAACGAACAACACGGCAUUCCUUGAAUACUAUUAUGUGAAUCUUCGGACUGUCGUUAUUGGAGGGAAACGUGUUAAGAUUCCGUUAACGAUUUCGGAACCGGGAACCGACGGUAACGGUGGAACCAUCGUUGAUUCUGGAUCAACGUUUACUUAUAUGGAAAAGGAAAUUUUUGAUUUGGUUUCGAAAGAGUUUGAGAAGCAACUUUCUAAUUAUAGCAGAGCGAAAGACGUUGAAGCUGCAUCGGGGUUGAGUUUAUGUUUUAACUUCACUGACGUGAAAACUGUGCAGUUUCCGGAGUUGGUGUUUCAGUUUAAAGGGGGUGCAAAAAUGAAGUUGCCGGUUGAGAAUUAUUUUUCUUUGGCGGGUGAAGGGGAGGCUGCGUGUUUGACUGUUAUGUCUGACGGAGUUUCUGCGCCUGAGAGAAACGGUGGUCCGGCGAUUAUUUUGGGGAACUAUCAGCAGCAGAAUUUUAAUAUUGAGUUUGAUUUGGAUAAUGAUAGGUUCGGAUUUGGACCUCAGAGUUGUCAAAAAAGUGCUUAAUUUUUAAUCAUAUUGAUUAAUGAUAGGUUGGAAUUGGAAAUGAUUGUGUUGAAUGUGCUGGCUUUUUCAAAACCGUUGGAAAUGAAAUCACGGUGGUUAUUGGAAUGCAUGGUUGUGACUGUGCGGCGUGGCGGGGAGUUUAUUAUUUAUGAUUUAUUUCAUUUAUUGUUUAAUAUGGUGUCAAUGGAGUAAGAAUAAGAUUAUUCAUUGGCUUUUCUUUUUA